This is a messenger RNA of Saccostrea echinata, 4163 nucleotides long. RefSeq names its product paired amphipathic helix protein Sin3a-like. Gene Ontology annotation, molecular function: transcription corepressor activity. NCBI's taxonomy places the organism in Eukaryota, Metazoa, Mollusca, Bivalvia, Ostreida, Ostreidae. Gene Ontology annotation, biological process: negative regulation of transcription by RNA polymerase II. The transcript has 27 exons. Gene Ontology annotation, cellular component: chromatin. The record is from RefSeq and is a predicted model, not a curated record. The coding region runs from base 125 to 4048 and encodes 1307 amino acids.
AUAGAAAAGUUUGUAUUGAUAUUCGGAAGGGAAUCCCAGAAGAACAAUCCGACAAAUAUCGCAAUCAUCGGUGGUUAAAACGAAGGAUCAGCUCCUUUUUUCCUGCUGAAAAUCUGGGCAGCUCAUGAAUACGCAGCCCAGGAGAGUUCCCCAAGGGGAGUCACAGUAUCCCAGAGUUAUUGCCCCAUCAGCUCAGCAGCGUUUUGACAUACCAGUAGGAGCGGCGGAAAACUUGGCACAGAUUCAGUUUCCUAUGCACAGUUUCCCGACUACACAGUCACAUGUUCAUUCAACCGGAAUGCAUCACCAGCCAAAUCCAGGAUUGUCAGGUCACCACGGUCCACCUACAGGUCAAGGGUCAUCCCAGCCCUCCAUCCAACAGGCCCACUCUCAGGGACCACCCCCACAGGCCCAUUCUGCUACCACUCAGGGUCAGCAACAGCAGCAGUUCCAGAGACUGAAGGUUGAAGAUGCAUUGUCGUAUCUCGACCAAGUCAAGCUGCAGUUUGGCAAUCAGCCCCAGGUCUACAAUGAUUUUCUAGACAUCAUGAAAGAGUUCAAGUCACAAACAAUUGACACCCCAGGAGUUAUUAAUCGAGUGUCCAACUUGUUCAAAGGCCACCCUGACCUGAUUGUAGGCUUUAACACGUUCCUUCCCCCAGGGUAUAAGAUCGAGGUCCAGGCCAAUGAAAUCAGCGUUCACCAGCCAGGCCAGCAGACACUGUGUAUCCCAACAAAUACCCCAAUCAUGCUGCCAUCAGCCACACCCAUGCCAGGACAUAAAUUAGACAUGUUCUCCAUGCCCCAGAAGACAACCCCUCCCCCAGCCCACAUGCCGAGUACUCCCACCCACGGGUCGUCCCACCACUCCUACCAUCAGUCGCCUCACCGCGGGGGAUCGGAGCAGAUGGGGUCCACCAAUCAGAGCCAUCAACCCCAGCCUCAGCAGCCUCAGGCCGGGCAGCCUGUAGAAUUCAAUCACGCUAUCAACUAUGUCAACAAAAUCAAGAAUCGUUUCCAAGGCCAACCAGAGAUCUAUAAAGCGUUCCUGGAGAUUCUACACACCUAUCAGAAGGAACAACGGAACCUUAAAGAAGGAAUUGUCUCCCCUGGCUGUAAGCCCCUGACCGAGGCUGAGGUGUACUCACAGGUGGCCAAACUGUUCCAGAACCAGGAGGAUCUACUGGCCGAGUUUGGUCAAUUCCUGCCAGAUGCCAAUGGAUCAUCUUACGGAGGAUAUCUAAACAUGUUACAGACUGACAGCUCAUCCCUGGGGGUCAGAAAUGACCACUCCUCCACUGUCAAAAAACCCUCCCUAGGCAACAAAAGUCAGAUGGGGAAGAGCGGAAAUCAACACAGAAGACCCUCUGGUGGGCCACAACCUCCACAGAAGAAACAGAGAACGGGAACCUUAAAAGACAUCUCACUUGCUGAGGCCGGAAGAUAUGGAACAUUGAAUGAGUUUGCCUUCUUUGACAAAGUGAGGAAGUUCCUGAAACACCCUGAGGUUUACGAGAAUUUCUUGCGAUGUCUGGUUCUAUUUAACCAGGAAGUGAUUUCAAGAACCGAACUGGUUCAGCUUGUCCAGACUUUUUUACAGAGAUCCCCAGAGUUGUACAAGUGGUUCAAGGAUUUCCUAGGAUACAAGGAGUCAGGUGGCACCACUGAGGCGGUACCUCAAGGUGCCCUUGGGAAGGAGAGGGUCAGCGGGGAGCUUGCAAUGGAAAUAGACUAUGCCACUUGUAAGAGAUACGGAGCCAGCUAUAGAGCACUGCCCAAGUCCUACCCUCAGCCUAAGUGUUCAGGACGAACCCCGCUGUGUAGAGAGGUAUUGAAUGACACCUGGGUCUCUUUCCCCUCCUGGUCGGAGGAUUCCACGUUUGUCACAUCACGGAAAACGCAGUAUGAGGAACACAUAUACCGCUGUGAGGAUGAAAGGUUUGAGCUUGAUGUUGUCGUAGAGACAAAUCUGGCCACUAUCCGUUGCCUGGAAGCGGUACAAAAGAAAAUGAGUCGAAUGAGCUCAGAGGAAGCAGCUAAAUUCCGAUUGGACAACUCCCUGGGCGGGUCAUCUGAUGUUCUUCAAAGGAAAUCCAUACAGAGAAUCUAUGGUGACAAAGCUCCAGAUAUUAUUGAUGGUCUGAAGAAGAACCCUGUUGUAGCCGUACCACUAGUGCUGAGGAGGUUGAAGGCCAAAGAGGAAGAAUGGCGUGAAGCCCAGAGGAACUUCAACAAGAUUUGGAGAGAGCAGAAUGAGAAAUAUUAUCUCAAGUCACUGGACCAUCAGGGGAUUAACUUCAAACAGAAUGAUGUCAAGGCCAUCCGAUCUAAAGGACUGCUCAAUGAGAUAGAGACUAUAUAUGAUGAGCGGUCAGAACAGGAAACAGAGAGUGCUGAAGCAUUUAACCCCCAUCUGAGUUAUGUGUAUAAGGACCGAUCUGUCAUUGAGGAUGCGGCCUCCCUCAUUCUACAUCACAUGAAGAGACAAGCUGGAAUUCACAAAGAUGACAAACACAAGAUCAAGCUGUUGUUACGUCAGCUGAUACCAGAUCUGUUCUUCAUGCCGCGACAGGAAAUGAGUGACGACGAGGAAGAAGAUGACAUGGAUGUUGAUGAUGCAGACAAGGAAAUGCCAAAAGCAGAGGAAAAGAAAGAAUCGGAAAAGGACAAAUCUUCAAGUUCAGGGAAAAACGGAAAGGAGAGUGAGGAAGUGAAGAUCAAGGAGGAAAAGUUGGACCCCGAGAUUAAAAUGGAGGAGGGGGAUGAGAGUAAGUCUGCUGACUCGGCUGUUGUCAAUGGCGACCAGGAGGAAAACACUAACGAUGAUGAUAUGGAGGAUGAUGACAUCUAUUCCCUGUUCUUUGUCAACAAUAACUGGUAUCUGUUUUUCCGCUUACACCAAAUUCUGUGUGAACGCCUGUACAAGAUAUACACAUAUUCUGUUAAAAUCGCAGCUGAGGAGGCGCAGUGUCGAAAAGACCGAAAGGAAUCCACUGCAGUAGCCCUCAGACUCAAAGCCCCAAGUGAGAUUGAGCCUGAGGAGUACUAUCCUUACUUCCUGGAGAUGGUGAAGAGUUUGCUUGAUGGGAAUCUGGAAUCCACACAGUAUGAGGACCAGCUAAGAGAGAUGUACGGUAUUCAUGCUUACAUUGCCUUCACCAUGGAGAAGUUGGUACAGAACCUUGUCAGACAGAUGCAGCAUAUUGUCCAGGAUGAGGUUUGUGUUAAGAUCACUGCACUGUUCCAGGAGGAACGCAAGAACAAUGCCACAGGUGGACGGGUAGCCACUGUCCACCAGCGGUCAGCCAAGGAGAGCGCCUACCAGAAGAAAGCCGAACAGUGUCUCAGCGAGGAAAACUGCUUCAAAGUUGUCAUUUUCAAGAAAGAGUGUAAGUUGACCUUUGAACUCCUGGACACUGAUCACGAGCAGUCUGAUGAUCCAAUAGAAGUAGAGCGUUGGUCUGAGUAUGUAGAGAAAUAUGUCUCCAAGGACGACACAGUGUCGGAAGACCUGAAGGAACACCUUAAUCGCAAACCUGUUUUCCUUCCCAGGAAUGUGAGACAGUGGCGACUUCACCAGAAGAAUCAGAAAUCUCGGUCGGACACAGAGACGGAGGAAAUCCCCGGGUCACCCAAGCAGUCUACGGAGGACAUGGAUAUUCUGGACAAUACAGAGUGUAAAUUUAACGUCAACUCAUUCAAAAUAGUGUACGUCGUCAACAGCGAGUACUAUUUGUACAAACGUACAGCACUCACCAAGGCAAGGGAGUCACACAAGAGAGUGUCCCUAAAGCUCCAUGACAAAUUCACCAUGUGGAUAAAUCGCUGGCGGGAGGAAAAUCUGACGGAGAAUCAAAAGACGGCUUGUGAGGAUUGGCUGAUGGGACAUACUGAGGAUCUGGUGGCGUGUACCACCACGAAGGAAUCUUGCGGUACCGAAGAUGCCACACCCUACUUCACCUUUAACAAAUACAAGGUGGAGUAUGAAUACGAGACCAAAAGUGAGGCAGGGGAACCAGCUGAGCCAGUUAAAGAGGCCACUAAUUAAGGAGGUUACUAAUGAAUCUAUCGAUAACAACCGAAAUUUCAGCAAGUACUUGCUUAAUAUUAUCUAAAGUUAACUAUAAGAGAAAACGGGACUGAUGCAUUUAAAGAAAGUAGAU